GAGUAUUGAGUAGAUAUCUAGAUUAUAAGUAGUUAUAAUACAUAGCAAAAUAUAUCAGCAACAACAUUUACAUUUAAUGUGGUUCGACAAUUUGGUGUGUAGACGAUUUUUUUAUUAUUUACUUGAACUUAAAAAUAGGGGAUUCCCAUAAUAGUGAAAAUUGUGGAUGUCUACGCAGAGAAUAAUAUAUAAAUAGGGGGAAUUGAACGAGAACAUGAUCAGAAGCAGUGCUUUUCUUAGUGUUAUAUCGCUCCUCGCAGUGUUCGCGUCAACAACAGUGGGAGCAAUGGCCGGUGAAAGUGACUAUACACAACAACGACAAGCUAUACUACACGCAGAAAAAAAUAUGUUUAUUGGUAGCCAGUUGCAGUUAAACGAUAGAGAAAAAGAAGUUGAUGAUAUAGUUUUGAAAAUAAAGAAAUCUGAAUUACAAGAAGGAUAUAAAAAUGUGUCGAGUUUUUUGGCUGCACAACACUUUUUUGACGCGAGGAAGAAAAUAGAACAAUCGGAAAUGUUUUCGAUUAUUAAAAAAAUUCCUAAAGGUGGCUCGUUACAUACGCAUUACCUUUCGGCAGUGUCGGUGGAUUUUAUUAUAAAAAACAUUACGUAUUUAGAUAAUAUUUACGGUUGUGAUUUAAAUGGAACUUUUAAAUUGUCUUUUGUUAACGAUACCUACAAAAAUACUAGCUGUGAAUGGAAAAAGUUAGAAGAUUAUAGAAAGCAAGAUCCAAAUUUCGAUGAAUGGUUGUACAGUCAACUGUCUUUGGUAGUGGAAAAUCCUGGUGAAGUGUACCCCAGUGCAAAUACAAUUUGGGCCAAAUUCAAAAAGACUUUCAGCACCCAAUACGACAUGGUAUGUUACAGACCAGUAUUUGAAAUGUUUAUUUAUCAACUUUUGAAAGAACUAUAUUUAGAUAAUGUUAUGUACACUGAACUAAGAGGAACCAUAAUGCCCCUGUUUGAUCUCAACGGUACUCUUUACUCUAAGAAAGAAUACUUAGAAAUAUUCGUCCAAGUUGUCGAGCAGUUUAAAAAAGACUAUCCUGGUUUUGUAGGAGUGCGAUACAUACAUUCCGUGUACCGUGGUUUUUCGCCGGAUGAUCUGAGAAAAGAUCUUGAAGAUCUAGUGCAAUUAAAAAAAUCUUUUCCAGAUUUUAUAGCUGGUUUUGACUUAGUCGGUUACGAAGAAGAGGGACACACCCUAUUCGAAAUUCACGAUGUUUUAAUGGACUAUACAAAAGAACUAAAAUUCUUUUUUCAUGCUGGAGAAACUAACUGGUUUGGACACACCGACGAAAACCUCUUAGACGCCGUGUUACUUAACAGUAGUAGGAUAGGACACGGAUUUGGUUUGAACAAGCAUCCAGUCGUGGAAAAACUUGCUAGGGAUAAAAAUAUUUGUAUAGAAUUAUGUCCUAUCUCCAACCAAGUACUCAUGUUGAUUCAGGACCUACGGAACCAUCCUGUUGUGGGGCUAAUGGCUAAUGGAUUCCCUGUAGUUAUUUGCAACGACGAUCCCUCGGCCUGGGAAGCAACUGGUUUAAGUUAUGAUUGGUACGUUGCAUUUAUGGCGAUGACGUCAGAGGCGAAUGGUAUACAGGUAUUAAAACAGUUUGCUAUCAACUCUAUUGUGUACAGUGCAAUGGGCGAUUCAGAAAAACAGGUCGCUCUGAGCCAGUGGGAACGCAGUUGGCAAAAAUUUAUUGAUGAGAUUUUAGCUCUAUAUGCAAACAAAGUUUAAAUGAUUCAUGUCUAAUAAUUUAUGAACAAAUUUUAUUUAUAU
This is a messenger RNA of Diabrotica balteata, 1783 nucleotides long. The record is from the annotation of a GenBank genome assembly. Lineage: Eukaryota; Metazoa; Arthropoda; Insecta; Coleoptera; Chrysomelidae.